UCCUUCAUAUUUUCGUGUAUCUUCGCAGCUACCUGCUAUGCAGUAUCACCAAUCAGCUGUGCCUACCACUGGAUUCAACGGACUUAACAUGGCUGUGUACGCUCCCACGCCACUGCAACCCACCGUUCAAGCCAUCCAACACCAACCAGCACCUGCCGCCGCGGUACACCAUCAAACGACACCGUUCUACAUCGAAAAUAUUCUCGGACACACGCACACAAGCCCGGCGAGGCCGACGCCGACCAUCCCUACAGCAAGCAUUGGCGCAGCGAGCACAUAUAGACACUACCCUUAUUACGAACAUAGCACGCUGCCGUUAUCAGCACCCGCAGCGCACAUAAGUUAUGCCGGGAGUGCGUUCAGUUCGCCGUUCUAUUAUCCAUACAGUCGCCCAGAUCAACACUAUUCUCACAGUUUUCUGGAUCGGCACGAAGCACUGGUCGUGGCAGGCAAACCAAUGAUUUGGAAUCCGUUCAUACAGCGACCACUACACAAACGCAAGGGAGGCCAGGUCCGUUUUUCAAACGACCAAACUGUAGAGUUGGAAAAGAAGUUUGAAAACCAAAAGUAUCUUUCACCACCAGAAAGGAAAAAGUUAGCGAAGUCACUGCAACUUACAGAGAGACAGGUAAAAACAUGGUUUCAAAACAGAAGAGCAAAGUGGAGACGUCUCAAACAGGAAUUGCCGUCUGGAAAAUCAGAAAGUGACGACAACAAGGACUCUGCAUCCAGUAAAGCCAACACUGACCAUUGCAAAGACACAUCUCUAGAUUUAACAAGUAACCACAGCGACGAAACAAGUGAUGAUGACGAAAUAGACGAGGAUGAACGUGAUGUCAUAGACGUCGAAUCAAAUCAUACAAUACACAUCAUGCAUCAUGAUAGAAAAUAGUAUCAUUUAGUAACUGCCGUAGAGGGCGUGCCUACAAAACAAUGCAUUUUUACCGUGACACCAGUUGGGCUUGCCCGAUGUGCACGUCACCGGGACACUCUGAUGAAGAAAAAAAAAUGUUUUGACAAUAUACGGUAGUUCUCGUCGGUUGCGUAAGUGGGAAAAAAAUGUACCUGAUGAACGCUGGACGACCAACGUACUCGUAUCCUGCGUUUUGGCCUGAACAUGCAUGCGUGGGAAUCUGUUGAGUGCUGGCGCGGCCCGAGACUGAAUACGUGGCAUGGCCCGCUGUAAUAGCGACGUCUAUGAAUCAGAAACUUUAAAUCGAAUGCCAGCAUCGUACUUUUAUAGACUG
Molecule: messenger RNA, 1247 nt
Organism: Saccoglossus kowalevskii
Lineage: Eukaryota; Metazoa; Hemichordata; Enteropneusta; Harrimaniidae
Gene: hhex
Product: hematopoietically expressed homeobox
Biological process (GO): regulation of transcription by RNA polymerase II; cell differentiation
Molecular function (GO): RNA polymerase II cis-regulatory region sequence-specific DNA binding; DNA-binding transcription factor activity, RNA polymerase II-specific
Source: RefSeq, marked provisional